AUGGCUACAAUUAUAACAACACCGAUCGUUACAUUACAACAGGCGCCAGUUGUUUACACAACUACAUAUAGUGUUGUACCACAAACAGUUGUUUAUACUUUUCCAAAUAAUAUUCCAGUUGUUAAAAAUAUCCAUGUAAUUCCUCCACAGCAAUUAUGCCUUAGCUAUUCUUAUACAACCCCCGUAACUGUUAUUAUAUAA
Plasmodium malariae is the source of this 201-nucleotide messenger RNA. RefSeq names its product conserved Plasmodium protein, unknown function. The transcript has a single exon. Bases 1 to 201 code for a protein of 66 amino acids. The record is from RefSeq and is a predicted model, not a curated record. NCBI's taxonomy places the organism in Eukaryota, Apicomplexa, Aconoidasida, Haemosporida, Plasmodiidae.